This is a messenger RNA of Adineta steineri, 1608 nucleotides long. Lineage: Eukaryota; Metazoa; Rotifera; Eurotatoria; Adinetida; Adinetidae. The record is from the annotation of a GenBank genome assembly.
AUGGUUUGGCCCGAAGUUGAACAAGCGUUAACACAACAUCGUUAUGAAUUAGUUUUAUCAGGUGAUAAAUUAACAAAAUAUUUAGAAGAAAAAAAUGAAUUAGAUGAAACAAUUUGGAAAUUAAAGCGAUUGAAUUUUCUUGAAAUAAGUUUUUGUCCAUCAGUUGAAGAAAUAUCGAAUGAUAUUGGAAAAUUAGUUCAUCUAUCAACAUUAACAUUAAUAUCAACAAAAUUAAGUAAACUUCCAAGUGAAAUAAAAAAUCUUGAAAAUCUUCGUCAUGUUAAUUUAUCAAAUAAUCAAUUGAAAUCAUUAGAUGAAGAUCUGUUUUUAAAAUUAAGUCAUCUGGAAACAUUGAACUUAAGUCAUAAUUUAUUAGAAAGUUUUCCAAAAUUUUCAACUGAAAAUAAAAAAUUAGCAAUAUUAAAUUUAUCGCAUAACCAAUUGGUUGAUCUUCCUGAUUUUCCAGUUGAAUUAGACAAUCUUUCUCAUGUUGAUUUAUCAUCAAAUCAAUUUCAAGAUUUUCCAACUACAUUGUUACAAUUAAAUUCAUUGAAAACGAUUAUUAUUGAUUCAAAUCAAUUAGUUGAAAUUCCAGCUCAACUAAGUCAAUUACAUAAAUUAAAAGAACUUCGAUUUAAAUCAAAUCCAUUAAAAGAUAAUCGUUUAAAAAAAUUAAUGGAGCAAGAUAAACUUAAACCGGUUCUAGAAUAUUUAGCUAAACAAUGGAAUGAACAACAAAAAUCAACAACAUCGAAACCAGCACAGAAAAAACAACCGCAACAACAACAACAACAAGCGGAGGCAACUGAACAAGUUCAAAAUAAAAUUGAAGUCUUACAUUUUGAUCAAGAAGGUGAUUUAAAAGGAAGACAAAUUACGAUUUUACCAAAAGUUAUUAAUGUUCGUCCACAUUUAUUAUGUUGUAUUGUCAGAAAUGUUGAUUUAGCAACAACAGGAAAUUUAAAGAAAUUUUUAAACUUACAGAAUGAACUUCAUGAUGAUAUUUGUCAAAAACGAACAUUAGCAACAAUAGGUACACAUGAUUUAUCAUUAAUAUCAGGACAUUUAGUUUAUGAUGCACGUGAUCCUGAUGAAAUUGGUCUUGUUCCACUUGGUAAAGGUCCAAAAUUAGUAUCAGCACGAGAUUUUUAUGAUCAAUUAUGUCGUGAUGCUGAACAUGAAAGAAAAUUAAAAAAACGAAAUCAAUUAUCAGGUCUUAAUAAAUAUUUAACUUUAUUACAAGAUCAAACAAAUUUUCCUUGUUUAUCUGAUCAAGAACGAUAUGUUAUAUCACUUCCACCAUUAACAAAUGCUGAACGUAGUAAAUUAAGUUCAACAACUGAUUCAAUAUUUAUUGAAAUAACAUCUGGACAAUCAAUGGAUAUUUGUCGUCGUGUUAUGGAUGCACUUUUACGACAAAUGAUUCAAAAUGAUUUAGGAAAAAAAUCGAAUGAAUCAAAUAUUCGACAAAUUCUAACAUUACAACAAACAAAAGUUGUAGAUGAUAAAGGACAAUUAAAAACAACAUUUCCUUCUCGUACUGAUCUUGAUUGGAUUGAAAUAUCUCAAGGAUCAAUUGCUAUUGAAAGAUUAUAUUCGGAUAAAUAA